Molecule: messenger RNA, 2701 nt
Organism: Cottoperca gobio
Lineage: Eukaryota; Metazoa; Chordata; Actinopteri; Perciformes; Bovichtidae
Gene: chpt1
Product: choline phosphotransferase 1
Exons: 8
Coding region: 206-1354 (382 amino acids)
Biological process (GO): phospholipid biosynthetic process
Cellular component (GO): Golgi apparatus; endoplasmic reticulum membrane
Molecular function (GO): diacylglycerol cholinephosphotransferase activity
Source: RefSeq, a predicted model, not a curated record
CGAGACGCAACUCGAUCAGAAAGUAUCGACAUCUCAUGGUUCCGCUCUGGAAAUGGCCUCGUCCAGUCACUUAGCUAUAAAUGCCAAAUGAGCUGCUAUUUUUUGGAGUCGACCAAGAGAAGAUAGUCCCGUCUAAGCCAUUAUCCGGCUGGGAGUAUUGGGAAGUUUGUUACGGUUAUCUUAGGAGUGACUAGGCAGAAAAACAAUGCCACAUUUUCUGUGGCCAGAGCCGCUGUCACCCGCACAACUCAAGCGGCUGGAGGAGCAUAAAUACAGCGCCUCUGGUCGAUCUCUGUUUGAGCCGCCGUGUCAAAUCUACUGGAACUGGCUCGUCCAGCAAACUCCGAUAUGGAUCGCACCAAACACUCUGACUAUUGUUGGACUGCUGGUCAAUAUCAUCACCACGGUGGUGCUUGUGUAUUAUUGUCCCACGGCAACAGAGGAGGCUCCAGCAUGGGCCUUCAUCAUCAGUGCUCUCGGCCUGUUCAUCUACCAGUCUCUGGACGCCAUUGAUGGGAAGCAGGCCAGGAGGACGAACACCAGCUCCCCUCUGGGCGAGCUCUUCGACCACGGCUGCGAUGCUGUCUCCACAGUCUUUGUUGCUGUUGGAUCAUGCAUUUCAUGUGGAAUAGGAAGAUACCCAGACUGGAUUUUCUUCUGCGGUUUUAUCGGCAUGUUUAUGUUCUUCUGCGCCCACUGGCAGACCUACGUGUCCGGGACCCUUCGCUUUGGCCUGAUUGACGUCACAGAGGUGCAGGUCGCCAUCAUGACCAUGUAUUUGAUGUCGGCUUUCGGAGGCGUGAGCCUUUGGCAAACAACGUUGCCCAUCAUUGGACUGAAGAUGUACAUCUUCCCCAUCAUUGGAAUCGUCGGCGGGGCCCUCUACUCCUGCUACAACUACUUCCAUGUCAUUUUGAACGGAGGUGUUGGCAAAAACGGCUCAACUGUGGCUGACACCAGUGUGCUGAGUCCUAGUUUGCACAUCGGCCUCAUCCUCACGCUGGCCUUCAUCAUUUUCAAGAAGUCGUCAAACCAGCUGUUCGAGCUCCACCCCUGUCUGUACCUGCUCGCCUUCGGCAUGGUCAUCUCCAAGAUCUCCAACAAGCUGGUGGUCGCACACAUGACCAAGAGUGAGUUGAGCCUACCGGACACCGCCUUCGUCGGCCCCGGCCUCCUCUUCCUCAACCAGUAUUUCAACAGCUUCGUCGAUGAGCACAUAGUCCUCUGGAUCGCCAUGGUCUUCUCUCUUGUGGAUCUAACACGCUACUGUACGGGCGUGUGCCUCCAGAUCUCCUCCCACCUGCACAUCCGAGUCUUCAGCAUCACAUCACCGAGCCACGGCCACCGCGACUGAUGGCCUGCCCGGCGGGAGGAGGCGGGGGGAGAAGCAGACCUCUCCCCGCUCUUGAAAGCAAACGACGACGAGGAGAGAACCUCCUCAACCCCGAGCCACUGCAGCCUUGACAAAGUGACCACUUCUGAUUAAAACUGCCUCUCCCACAAGAUGAAAAAAAUAAAAAACAACUCAAAACUACAAACCAAAAAAAAAAAAGGAAAAAAAUAGUUUCAAAAAGCAUGGAUCAAGAUACGGAAAGGAAAAUUACAUGGAACCAGAGUUUCCCUUGAAUUCCUCACUGGCUGUUGUAGCCAAUACGUUUUAAUUUAGACAUCAUUGCAUGUUGUCAGAAAUACGUUUAAUUACAUCUACUUCAUGCUUACUCGACUCAAAUACCAAAAUGUUUUCUGUAACAGGUAGUUUGGGCAAAUAUCAAAGCAUUUUGUUUCCUGCUUUAAAUUGACUGACAUGUGUUUAACAGGUAGGAUUGUCGUAUAUAUUUAAGAUGCAUAAAUAUAUACGACAAUCAUAACUCAAUAAGGUAAAUGUCUUUUGAUAUUCUCCCAAACUAAACUGACUACCUGAAAGUUUUCUUAAUCAUUUGUUUUUAUUUAUGAAAUGAAUGUGACUCAAUCUGACAUGAAUCAGGGCUUAAAAAAAUGCAGAUUCAAAUUUUUAAAUGACCAUUAAAACCUCAAAUAAUAUCCAAUGAAUUUUGCAAUGUGGACUGGCAGGUGGUCAACGCGCUACGUGACGGGGUAACGGUCUGUGUUAGUGCUGAAAACACUACGACAGGUUUUCUAUCGGGCUUCUCUUACAAACAACAUUGUAUUAAUAUUUUUAUUCUCUUGUUAAUCAUCUCAUCCUACAGUCCUGGAAAAGAAAAAACUCAGCUCCGGCUUGUUCAGAUCGCCGUCUGCUGAUGAAGCACUAACACACGACUUGUUCUGCUUUCUGUUCUUCUCCCUGAAGGGCUAAUAGUUAAUUAUUUGUGAUUGUACAGAAUUCAACUGAAAACGCCUUAAAUAUUUUUGUUGUAAUUACUGUUUAACUUGUGAAUAUUUAAAACAGCUUUGUAUGUUGUUGUUUUAUUUUCCACUGAAGUAUCAUACCAGAUGCAACAAUAGUAAUAAUACAAUGCUUCUGGAAGUGUUCACUCAUAACUUUUCUUCACUUAUAUGUAUGAUGAGCGAUUCAUUUGGUUCUUGAAGAUUUGUUAGAUUAUCAGUAAUUUUGUAUUGAUUUAACAUUACUGAAUUGUUGUAAUCUGACCGACUCAUUAUUCAGGUUCAUUUGGAUCAAAAGGGAUAUUUCUGUCGUGCCACUAAACUAUAUAACGGUAAAAAACAAAACGGUACUCUUGUA